This is a messenger RNA of Cyphellophora europaea CBS 101466, 2685 nucleotides long. RefSeq lists its product as uncharacterized. Bases 1 to 2685 code for a protein of 894 amino acids. Gene Ontology annotation, cellular component: nucleolus; small-subunit processome; Noc4p-Nop14p complex. Gene Ontology annotation, biological process: maturation of SSU-rRNA. NCBI's taxonomy places the organism in Eukaryota, Fungi, Ascomycota, Eurotiomycetes, Chaetothyriales, Cyphellophoraceae. The transcript has a single exon. The record is from RefSeq and is a predicted model, not a curated record.
AUGGCUCCUUCACAGCUGAAGCAGCUCAAGGCGUCAUUACGCGAGACAGGUGUCUUUGGGCCGCAGAAGUCAAAAAAGCAGCGUAAGGCGAAUGCCAAAGAUGCACAAAACCGCCUCCAACGCAAUGCCGCGCUCGAUGACAUCCGAGAGAAAUUCAACCCCUUCGAAGCGAAGGCGCCUGCUCGACGGCAGAAGCAUGAAGUGUUCAGCAACAAAGUCACCAAGCCUACUGUGGGGAGACCUGGUGUUACCCGAGGACUAGGCGAGGAUCGAAGACGCGAGACACUCUUACGCGAGCUCCAGAGCCGGAACAGAGUUGGCGGUCUUCUCGACAGGCGGUUUGGUGAAAAUGAUCCUACCUUAACACCCGAGGAACGAGCAGCCGAACGAUUCGCGCGCCAGAAUGAAAGGAAGCUACGAAAAAGUACCAUGUUUAAUCUUGAGGAUGAGAGCGAAGAAGAAAUGACACUCACUCAUGCUGGUCGAUCGUUGGACUUCUCCGGACAAGUCGUUGAUGAUUACGAACAGGGCGAAAUCGACCGAAACGGCGCAGAUGAAUUUGAGGACCAGGAUGACCGUCCAAAGAAGCGAAUGCGCCUGGAAGACGAAGACAAUGCUUCAGAAGGAGAGACUGUGCCGGAACGCAAGAAGACCAAGAAUGAAGUGAUGCAAGAGAUCAUCGCCAAAUCCAAGAUGCACAAAGCCGAACGCCAGGCGGCUAAAGAAGACGAUGAUGACCUCCGUAUGGAGCUGGACAUGGGCAUGACGGAUUUGUACGAAGUCAUGCGCACGCACAAACCAGCCGCGAAGCCUCUACCAACGCCUCCCAGCGACUCAGAACCGCAGAUGGAUCCAUCGAGAGCGGCGAUGCUAGCAGGAAAAAGCAGAGAGGAUGCUGAGAAAGAGUAUGAGGCCAAUAUUCGACAAAUGAAGAUGGACGCUCGGUCAAAGCCAACGUUUCGAACCAAGACCGAAGAAGAGAAGGCCGUUGAGGAGGCCGAGAGGCUACAAGAGCUGGAACGCAAACGACAAAGAAGGAUGCGUGGUGAAGCAGACAGCUCCGAUGAGGAAGGCGAAGGGGAAAUAGAGGAUGCCGCAGAGGACGAAGAGCCCGACGAUGCGGAGGCUUUCGGUCUCUCCGCACCAGCCUACGCACCGCGGCCACAGCUCGAGGUUGAGGACGAAGACGAAUUUGUCAUUGACGAUGAUCUAAUUGCUAGUGGCUCCGAGCCCGAUCCCGCCUCAGAUGAGGAGGAUUCCGACAGCGAGAGCGGCCGCUCAGAAGACGACGAUGGGGACGACGACUUCAUCAAUGGCUUGGUCUUACCCUCAGCCCAGGCCGCGAAAGGAAGCAACGCUACAGUAUCAAACAAGGAUCUGGCCUACACGUAUCCGUGCCCUCAAACGCACCAAGAGCUACUCGAUCUGCUUCGGGACAAAGCUGUAAGCGACGUGCCAACCGUUGUCCAGCGAAUUCGAGCUCUAUACCAUAAAGGCCUUGCGGAAGGGAAUCAGGCUAAGCUCGGGCGCUUCGCACAUGUUCUUACAGCCCACGUUGCAUACAUGGUCGAUAACGACGAUGAUUUUCAGGGGCCUGUCGUCGAAAGCCUGUUGCGGCAUCUCCAUUCGAUGGCGAAAGAUCAGCCCCAAGAAGUGGCAGCAGCCUUUCGCAACCAUCUGGCAACUAUAUCCGAAAAGCGGCCGCUUGCUCUGACCGCCGGGGACGUGAUGAUGCUCACCGGCGUGUCAAUGAUCUUCCCUACUUCCGACCAUUUUCACACCGUGGCAACGCCAGCGAUGCUUACAGUAGGACGAUAUCUUGGCCAGAGUUCUGUCCAGACUCUGCAAGAUCUAGGACUGGGAGCUUACUGCUGCUCAUUGGCGUUGCAGUAUCAGAAGCUCGCGAAGCGAUACGUGCCAGAAACCAUCAUGUACAUUGUGAAUGCGAUUGCCAUUCUGUCGCCAACCAAGAUGCCUGAGACUAUGAGUCUGCAGGAUUUCGAAGGCAGGCCUCUGGGCAUUCCAAUCCGAAUGCCAGAAAGCUCGCUUCGCAUCAAAUUCGGCCUCAAGGAGAAAGUGGCACCAAAGGCCUCCUUCAAGACACUGGUUCACAGGGCUUCGGCAUCUCAGAGCCAAAGCCUGUCUCUGUUGCACACCUUCAUCCAUCUCGCACACUCUGUCACCAACCUCUGGACCGCCAAAACCGCCUAUCCGGAGCUCAUCCUUCCCCUCGCCCACGCCCUCUCGCACCUCAGCACCACCUCUCUCCCCACCCCGACGCACACUCUUGCCUCCACCACCCUCCAGCAUCUACUCACCACCCUCUCCACCUCCACCUCAACUCGCAAGCCCCUCCUCCUGCACAACCACCGCCCUCUCGCCAUCAAAACAUCCAUUCCCCAAUUUCUGGACAACUACAACCCCAACAAGCACAACGACCCAGACAUCGAGCGCGCACAGCUCAACAAGCUCAAGGCCGAGCACAAGAAGGAGCGCAAGGGCGCGAUGCGCGAGCUGCGCAAGGACGCCAACUUUGUCGCGCGCGAGCAGCUGCGCGAGAAGAAGGCCAAGGACGAGGCGUACGAGAAGAAAUUCAAGCGCUUGGUGGCGGAGAUUCAGGGCGAGGAGGGUCGCGAGGCCAAGGAGUACGAGAAGGAGAAGAGGAGGAGGAAAGACGGGCGUUAA